AUGAUGAAUUGGACAUAUUUUAUUAUUUUAUUAUUAUUCCUACCGAAUGUACUCGCGUAUGAUUGUCAAGAAAUUUGUAAUUUAACUGUCUAUGUUUAUGAAAACACACCGAACAAAGAAUUACAAUGGAAUCUUAUUGAAUUACUAUCAAAUCGAACGUCGACGUCAUUGCCAUUCGAACAUUAUCAAUAUUCUCUCUCACAACCAUCGGAUUAUUUCGAAAUCGAUUCUCCAGUAUUAAAAUUUCGUUCGAUUGAAUUAGAUCGCGAACAAAUCUGUAAUAAAAUCUUCAGUUCCGACGAUGAAUGUUCAUUACAACUACAAAUUUUCACUCCCACAUCAUUUAUCAUCUUAUUUAAAUUAGUUAUCUUAGAUAUUAAUGAUUGGAAACCAUCUUUCUCCAACGAUCAUAUUCAUAUAAACAUCCGAGAGAAUCUACCAAUUGACUAUCGGGUACAAUUACCCAUUGCUUAUGAUCAUGACUCAUCGAAAUAUAAUAUCGAUCAUUAUGAAAUUAUCAAUGAGGAAAUCUCGUUGAAAGAUAUUUUUCAAUUGGAAGAAAUUCAUGAUGAACUCAGACUAAAAUUACUGAAGAAACUCGACUGCGAACAGAGAAAUAAUUAUCAAUUACAAAUCGUGGCGAUCGACAAAGGUGGAUUGCAAUCGAAUGUUCUACAUGUCAAUAUCACCAUCGAUGAUUUGAAUGAAUUUCAACCACGCUUCAAACAGCGUCUUUAUCACACACGCAUACCAGAAGAUACUCCCGUUUCAAACCGAUCAAUUCUCAAUAUUCUGGCAACGGACGAUGAUUGUUAUGAUAAAAUUAUUCUUUAUUCGCUUUUACCAGGUGAUAUCUCAAUAAAUGACGUCUUUCCAUUUGAGAUCAACAAAUACACAGGAUCGGUUUAUGUUACUCAUAAACUUGAUUACGAGAAAGUAUCAACAUACCGAUUUCGUGUCAAAGCAUCGAAUGUUGAUAAGAUAACUUCGAGUAUUGUCUCAGUUAUUAUUGACAUAACAGAUACAAAUGAUAAUCAACCAUUGAUUCAAAUCAAUAUUCUUAACGAUUAUAAAUCUGUUGAUUUCAACGAAGAACGGGAAGAUUUUAUCAUUAAUAUCAAUGAAAAUAUCCGUUUAGGACAAGUUAUAGGAACGAUUUUGAUACGCGACAAUGAUUCAAUGAUGGUGAAUAGGAAAUUAUCAUUGAAAAUUCUUUCCUGUUGGCCAUUAAAAAAUCCCUGUCCAAUUGAAUUAGAUUCUGGCUUUGGGAAUAGUGAUGAGAGUACACUAGCAUCUACAAAUUAUCUCAUUCGGACAUCACGACAACUGGAUAGCGAAAAUGGUGAUGGGAGGUUUACGGUUAUACUUGAAGCGCGAGAUUAUGGCGAACCAUCAUUGAUUAGUCAACGUCGUUUAUCGAUUGUUGUUCAUGAUCAAAAUGACUGCAUACCAAAGUUUACCCAAUCGAAUUAUAAAUUUCGUUUGUCCGAAUCGACUCCGAUCGGUUUUUCGAUUGGUCAUAUUCAAGCUAUUGAUCAUGAUCUAUCAUCAACUUUCCAUCAGAUUCAAUAUAAGUUUCUCAAUCAUGAGUACAAUCGAUACAUUCGAAUCGAUUCCAACAAUGGAAGUAUCUAUCUAGUGGAAAAACUCUCAGCGGGCAUGUCACUAAACGUAUCGGUACUAGCAUUUGAUAAACAAAAUCAAUCAUUGUACGAUCGAGCGAAUGUACAAAUCCUAUCCUACGAUGAAGAAGCAUGUUUACCCACAUUCACUCAAACAUUGUACGUUUUCAACACGACAGAACAUCGAACAACACCAUACGAACUCGGUCAAAUUUCGGCGGAUAGUUGUUUAUCCACAUCGAUUCCGUACUCGUAUCAUUUUGUCUUAGAUAAAAGCUUGCCAUUUUCGAUCGAUAGCAACACAGGACGAAUUACAGUCACGAACGAAUUAGAUCGUGAGAAACAAUCGUUUUACAAAUUUUUCGUUGAUUCUUUUAAUCACAAAAAUCAUCAAACAAGUCGAACUGAAGUACAUAUCAACGUUCUCGAUGAAAAUGAUCAUUAUCCAAUAUUCGAUAAUUCAAUAAACAACGCUCGAGAACAGAUUGUGUUCAUCAAUCGAACAGCGUCCAUCACACGUCGGCAUGAGAAAAACCAAACAACAAAUCAAAUCUUCAUCGCAAGAAUCUACGCCACUGAUGAUGAUCAAGGUUCAAAUGGUCUUGUAAACUAUUAUUUUACCCAUAAUGAUAAUUACGCGUAUUUUCAUCUGUAUACAAAUGGUUCAAUUGUUUUAUAUAAUCAAAACAAUCUUCAUCUACCCUAUCGGUUAGAAAUCUAUGCACGUGAUCAGGGUAAUCCAGUACCAUUCAAUUCGAAAGAAAGUAUUGUCAUAUACAUAUGUGAUGAUUUGAAACGAGAAGAAUGUCCAAUCGAUGAGUCUUAUCAACAAGCAGAUUGGCUGUAUCCAUCGGAUAAUAACAAUAAUAACAGUCCAUUAAAAUUGAAUCGUCUAUCAACGAAUUUCUAUUUGGGUUCGAUAUUCAUUAUGAUAUCAAUACUCUUAUUUGUGGUCAUUAUUAUUUUCUGUAUUGUUUGGAAUUUUAUUAUCAAAAAACAAUAUAAAGAUGAGAAAGAGAAAAUACACCAGAAUGGAUUGAAAUCAUCGACAGAAUCAUACAAUUGUCGAGUGGAAGCACGAAAAAAUCUCCUCGUUUCCGAUAGUCUUUGUGAUGCAUCACCGAUCAUAAUGGAUGGGAAACAACGUUUGAAAUCUGUUGCUGUUUAA
This is a messenger RNA of Adineta ricciae, 2790 nucleotides long. Lineage: Eukaryota; Metazoa; Rotifera; Eurotatoria; Adinetida; Adinetidae. The record is from the annotation of a GenBank genome assembly.